Porites lobata is the source of this 2384-nucleotide messenger RNA. The record is from the annotation of a GenBank genome assembly. Lineage: Eukaryota; Metazoa; Cnidaria; Anthozoa; Scleractinia; Poritidae.
CGCUUCCACACAAUAACAACGUCAUAUUAUAGAGGAGCGAUGGUGAGUGGAAUUAUUUACUUUUUGAGAUAUAAACAAGCAUUUAACUCUAUCUUUUUAACAUCAUAUUAUAGAAGAGCAAUGGUAGGUGAAAGCAACUUUGUGAGUUAUUUUAACCUCAUCUUUUCAACAGAAGCAAGAAGUUAUUCUAAAGACAAUGGAAAAGGACUGUUGUAGUAGUUCAUUGGAGUUGUCACACCUUAGCAUUAAUAUGAUGCAACAUUGCACCAUUACUUAUAAUAGGAGCUACAUGUAGCUAGAAGGACUAAUGCUAAGUUAUAAAGCACAUGAUACUCAAUGCAGUUCUAAUUAAGCAUCAGUCUGAGUUUUUUUGAUAUUUGCAGGGCAUUAUGCUUGUGUAUGAUAUAACCCAAGAGAAGACAUUUGACAACAUUUCAAAGUGGCUACGGAACAUUGAAGAGGUACUUUCCGUUUUUGUUGUGAAUGAAAAUCACUUUUCCACAUACCGCACUUACUAAAAUGAUUCACUGGAGUCUACUACAAUAAUCACCAAGGGAAAAUUGUAUUGUUGCAUAAAAUUUCUUUUCAUCCCCUUUGAAGGUUUUGUAUCUUUGAACACCCAGUAUUGUGAGAAGUUCCAGUUAAACUUAACCUUCAUAGCUAGCUGUUUCGUUAAAGCAUCAUGAAAGAAAUUCCUCUUGAAGGCAAACAGGAGACUGAAGAGGCGGAAGAGAGAGAUUUUCGCUUCCUCUUGCAUGUUUUCCGUUCCUUCCUGCUUCCGAGGCUUGGGCUGUGUACCUCACUUGGAAAGUGUGCAUUAUUUUAUACACAUGUAACUUGUCCUUGUUGCAAUUUUUUUUCUUUGAUCUUACAUGAAACUAUUUUAGACCUAAUUUAAACCGUUUUUUAAACCCAAUGGAUUGACCUUCAAUAAUGUCAUUGUAAUUUUUUGCACUUUAUUUCAGCAUGCAAAUGAAGAUGUAGAAAAGAUGAUCCUCGGUAACAAAUGUGAUAUGGAUGAUAGAAGAGUUGUCAGCAAGGAGCGUGGUGAUCAGGUAGGUUCAAACUGGAAAAGAUUUCCAUGGUAACUCCCCCAAAUAAGAUGCAAAACUUGUUCACGAAUGGUUCUCCUCGCUUAAAGAGAACCAUGGCUUUUUCUGUCAAAAUGCAUGGUUCUGUUAUUAAAGUUUGCAAAGAAGUGGCAAACACAAUAAGAUUGUAUGAAACAUUAGCCUCUAUUUUUUUCAUUAGAAUAGUCAUGAUCAUCCAGGGCUGUCAUUAAGAGGCGGGGGCCGGGGAUUUCCCACCGCUACUAUGAACAUGGUCCCCGGUUAUUUUCAUAGGAAAAUAGAAGAAAAAUAGAACCAAAAGAAAUCCCUAGCUGUUUGAUUCCCUGCCUACUUGUUGUAUUUACCCAGCAACUUGAAAUCUUAGUGACAUCCCUGUCAUCAUUACAUACGGUGACAGACGAUAUCGCAUGGCGGCACAGAGAUUCAAAAUUUCUCUUUGAGUGUUGAAAAAUAUUAAUUUUCUUGAGUGAGCGCAGCGAUCAAGUGAAGUAUUUUUUUUAACACAAGAAGAGAAUUUUCGUAUCUCCAAGCAGCCAUGUAAUGUUCUAUUUGUUAUGUAAAGACCAAUGAAAUACCAAACCACUUCACUUAAAUAUGUCUUUGCUGCCGAAGGCGCAAUUUAUUAUGUAGCCGUAGCAAUGGUGAUCUUUUCAUGUGUGAAGAUAUCAUGUUUCCAUGCAAAAGCUCACCUGGUAUUUCAGUGGGAGAGCGCUGGUUUGUUGAGUGGGACGUCACAGCUUCAACCCCUGGCCAGACAAAUGCUCGGGGUUUUUAAAUAACUGAGAAGAAAGUGUUGCCUUUGUAAUGACUUCUGCGAACAGUUAAACUUUCUAGUCUUCUCAGUUAAGGAAGAAAAACUGUAGGUCCCAUCUCACAACACUUUCACUUAUCUGAUUCUUGUGGGACGUAAAAGAACCCACACGACUGUUCGAAAAGAGUGUGGUGUGGCCAACCUUUCCUGGACUAGGUGGGUUAUCUGUAAGGAGAGAUCAUAAUACAGAGAUAACCUGAUGAUCCCCCUUAAGGUGCCAUAAUGGCGACCUGUAAACAGUGUACGUACUUUACAUGUAUGUAUAUUUGUGAAGAAAAAGGGUUUUGAUUGCUGGUUUCUUUGGUUCCUCUCCACCUUAGAUUGCCAGAGAGCAUGGCAUAAGGUUCUUGGAAACAAGUGCCAAAACCAACAUCAACAUCGAGCAAGCCUUUUACAACCUAGCUGAAGAUAUCCUUAAGAAACAAUUGACCAAGGACAAUGAGGAAACUUCUCAAAACAUUCACGUUAGCAAUACACAAGAGAAGAAAGGGGGUUGCUGUUAA